Molecule: messenger RNA, 843 nt
Organism: Wallemia ichthyophaga EXF-994
Lineage: Eukaryota; Fungi; Basidiomycota; Wallemiomycetes; Wallemiales; Wallemiaceae
Product: putative ADP-ribosylation factor GTPase-activating protein AGD15
Exons: 1
Coding region: 1-843 (280 amino acids)
Molecular function (GO): GTPase activator activity
Source: RefSeq, a predicted model, not a curated record
AUGAGAGUAAGGGGGAUUGUUGAGAAGGGUAGACGCAGCACUCACGCGUGCUACAAGGAAUGGCUCAAUGUGCUACAGUACCGCACGAACCACAAGAAACCAGGGCGGCGGAAGAGGAGGGCGAGUGAGACGUCCAAAGACAGCGAUAGUGAGGGAGGCGAUGGCGAUCGGGGGCUAUCCAGCAAGCACCUCAACAAGCUCAAGCCGCUGCUCAUGUCCAACUGUUCCGACACGCCUCUGCACAUGAGUGGGGUGAGCAUCGACACCAACACCAACUUGCACACCACGCUCGGCACUCCGCACGACACGGUGGAUGAGAGUAUUGGCGAAAAGGUCGAGAAGAUGGCUCUGCGCGCGAAAACCAGAGCGUCUCUACCGCCUCCCAACAAGCUGCACUUGCAGAACACACAUGCUUACGACUUGGCGAAACUGUCAGAGCUGCGCGAUAGUGACGAGAAUUACGAGAAAGUUCACCGCGUAGCUCGCAAAGAGUGUAAUAGACACUGCGCGGAUUGUCGAACACCAACACCGCUCUGGGCAGUGUAUGCACUGCAUGGCCAACCUAUCGUACUGUUCAUCUGCAUACAGUGCUCAGGUUGGCACAGGUCGCUUGGUAGUCAUAUAUCCAAAGUUAAGAGCGUCGAGUUGGAUGAGUGGUCUGCUGAGCUUAUCGAUCUUGCGGAACGCACUGGGAAUGUCGUGGGCAAUAAGCUUUACGAAGCAACACUCCCAACCGCCCAAAUACCCUCCCCUUCUUCCUCCACUUCAAUAGAUGUGGGCGAGUUUAUUAGGAAUAAAUACCUCGAUCGGUUGUGGGUGAGUGGGCGCGAGGAGGAUAGAUAG